AUGACGCAGGGUAACAUAGCAAACGAAGGAUCAAGAAACAUCACUAGCAACAGAUUUGAAAUGAGGGACUUCAUAAGCACUAUGCCGAAUGAGAUCAUUGGGAAUAUUUUAUCUCGUUUGACAAUGAAAGAAGCUGGUAGAACUAGCGUGCUCUCAACUACAUGGAGAUAUCAAUGGACUCAUUUCUCUGGGGUCGUGGACUUUGAUCACUCACUUAGGAGCUAUGUCUUGCGUAGAUUACACGUUGGACUUUUGACCAAGUGCAUUUUUUUUGUUUCUGAGUGGGAGAAGUUCAUGGCUCGUUUGGAACAUGUCAUGAAAUCACUCAAAUGCCCCUCCAUGCAAGGACUCAGAGUUUGCAUGGAUUUGGGUAACCCUAGGAAGCUACCUGAGUGGCUUAAGUUUGCCUCAGAGAGGAAUGUUCAAGUGUUGGACCUGGAUUUUACGUAUCACUUCACUGAACCAUUCUAUGGAAUAAGUGACAACAUUCGUAAUGUGUUGUCAUCAAAGAAGUUUGAAAUGAAGUCACUGCGAGUGCUGCGUUUGGCUUGUGUGGACGUGAAUGGUGAAGUCCUCCAGUGCUUUUUAGCAACUUGUCCACUGCUUGAAACAAUACGUGUCACAGAAUCCACACGCCUUGUGCGAUUGAAAGUUUGGGGCCAAGGACUGAGGCUGAAGCAUUUGGAGUUAGUUGAGUGCAAUAUUUUGUAUCUUGAUAUUUGUGCUGAAAAUCUCAUGACAUUUAGGUACUCUGGUGAUUAUGGAAAGUUUAACUUUGAAAGUGUUCCAAGCCUUGAGGAAGCCUCCUUUGGAGGGCGUUAUGCUAGUUAUCUGCAAGCAAACAUGCACGAUGAAGAUUUUUUUGGAGUACUGUUGCAGGUUCAUGUUCUGAAAUUGAAUUUGUCUACAUAUACUGUGGGGGUUAUUGAAGGGCUCCCAGUAUUCGAUAAUGUGAGGCAGUUGGAACUGCAAAUUCCUCACAUCUGUGGAGCGGAUCUUGGUCGUCCAGUUUCUGUACUAAGUGCUUUCCCUUCAAUAUGUAUGCUUAAGAUUAAGUUCAUGAGGUCCAAUCUCGUGGAUGUGGAGCAUGAGUGGAAGGCAAAUCUGAAACAGGAGUAUCCAAAACUGAGGGAGCUGGAAGUGUCAGGAUACAGAAGAGACCCCAGUCAAAUUGAGUUGCUGAUCAGCAUAUUUGCUAAGGCUCCUAAUCUAAACAGGAUUCUUGUGGAUCCCUUGUCUUCAUACUAUGCGGAUAGGUCACCUGAUGUCAAGGCCAGGGUUAGAAAUACUCGUCGUGACUCUACCUUAUGGCUUGUUGAUGCUCUCAAACCACAUGUGCCUCCUUCAGUUGAGUUGAUUGUCCUUUAGUGGCAACAGCAGUGAUCAAUGGAUUGGAGGCUUCUUUUGAGAUUUUAUGAUGCAAUGCCAGUUUCUAAAGUUUC
Molecule: messenger RNA, 1442 nt
Organism: Cajanus cajan (pigeon pea)
Lineage: Eukaryota; Viridiplantae; Streptophyta; Magnoliopsida; Fabales; Fabaceae
Product: putative FBD-associated F-box protein At5g56700
Molecular function (GO): protein binding
Source: RefSeq, a predicted model, not a curated record